UGAAGAGAUGACAAUUUAUCCGUAUAUAAGGUGCUUAUUCCGUUGUAAAAAGAUCAGUUAAGAACUGAAGUUUGUUCUGUCAGCACACAGUCGUUUUUUGCCGAUAAAAGCACAAUGUCAAAGAAGAUGGCGGAUCCAGAGAAGUACGCUCUAACUGACGAUCUUCAAAAGAGCAAAGUAACGAAUUUAAUCGAUGAAUAUGCCGAUGAUUUAAUAAACAUGUCUGGCAAGUGUAUGGAUAUUGGUUGUGGUCCCGGAGAUAUAACGAAAGAACUUCUUUUACCCGCUCUUGAUUCGAAAGCGGAAAUAAUUGGCACGGAUAUUUCCCAAGACAUGAUCGAUUAUGCGAAUGAGCAGUACAAUGAUAAACAACUCAAGUUCGAAGUACUAGACAUUCAAACCAAAAAUUUGCCGAAAAAAUAUAUCUCCGAAUUUGAUCAUAUCUUCUCAUUCCAUGCUCUACAUUGGUGUAAAGAUAUUCGCCAAGCUUUUGAAAAUAUUUAUUCCAUGCUUCGACCUAAUGGAACUAUGCUCGUGUUAAUGGUAGGAUAUCAUGAUAUAUUUGAAGUUAUCCAAGUUCUGGCCAAAGAUGAUCGCUAUUCAUCGUACAUAGGAGACGUGAAAAAUUACGUUUCUCCGUAUCACAAUUCAAAACGUCCUCACAAAGAAUUGAAAGAUUUGCUUGGAAAUAUUGGAUUUGAGGUUCAACAUAGUAGUACACGAGAAGCGGUAUGCUCCAUAGAUACAAAAAAAUUUUUAACCUCGAUAAAGUCCUUUAUUUCAUUUUCGGAUAACAUGCCAGAGGACUUAGCGGAAGAAUUUAAAAAUGAUUAUAUACGCGAAUAUAUGGAGAGAAAAAUUGUCUAUGAUGCACAUCAUGAUUGCAAGAAUUGUACUUUUGUCAUAGAUUUAUACAAAUUGUUAGUGGUUUCUGCACGAAAACCUGAUAAUGCACAUAAGUAAAAUUAUUUAUGUGCCUAAACAUAUAUGUAAUAACAGUCCUUAUGGAUAAUCGAUUAAAAUCUUACUAAACUUA
This is a messenger RNA of Linepithema humile (Argentine ant), 1036 nucleotides long. Its product is annotated as juvenile hormone acid O-methyltransferase-like. The record is from RefSeq and is a predicted model, not a curated record. Lineage: Eukaryota; Metazoa; Arthropoda; Insecta; Hymenoptera; Formicidae.